Didymella exigua CBS 183.55 is the source of this 2340-nucleotide messenger RNA. Its product is annotated as amino-acid permease inda1. The coding region runs from base 485 to 2197 and encodes 570 amino acids. Gene Ontology annotation, molecular function: amino acid transmembrane transporter activity. The record is from RefSeq and is a predicted model, not a curated record. The transcript has 3 exons. NCBI's taxonomy places the organism in Eukaryota, Fungi, Ascomycota, Dothideomycetes, Pleosporales, Didymellaceae. Gene Ontology annotation, biological process: amino acid transmembrane transport. Gene Ontology annotation, cellular component: membrane.
CUACUCGCGUCCACUGUCAUCCACGCUGGCCUGUCCUGCAACCCCCGCCACCGACGCCAAUGCGCAGAACGUCCCCGCGAUGGCAAGAGCCAAGCACCGCCGUGCUUGCAUCCCUACAAGCGUACUUUGGUUCAACGCUUCUUUGACUGGCAAGAGCGGCCUAGUCGCGUGCGUCAGCCACUCAUGUCUGCGCGCGAGCGUAUCAGCCCGCUGCCUUUGAGCCCCGGCCGCCCACCGUGAAGGAUGCGCGCCGGCUGCGAGCCAAGCAGUCACUCACUACCUGUGCCCCGUGCACCAUCCAGAGGGGACCGCUACUUGGUAGGUCGCGCCGCGAGCCCAGUCGACUGUUUGCGGAACAGGCUAGAGAAAUCGCAGCGCUGCCCCCUCUGCUGAUCCCCGUUGCACAUUAAAGAGCGCGCCUGCCCGGCCUCCACCUUGCUCUUGCUCCUUACUCUGCUCUUCCUUCUUUCGCAGAUCGCCCAUCAUGGACCACGAGAAGGUCGCUCCCAUCGACGAGAAGGUGCCUCAUGGCGUUACUCAACCCACCGUCUCCUCCCAGGAGGAGUACACUGGUGAAUGGCGUGAGCAGGAGGACUUCAUGACCCGUAACGGUCUCAACUUGAAGUCCUUCCAGCGUCGUCCCAAAGGUGGUCCAUUGACUGUUCUCGACAAGUCUAUGAAGACGCGCCACCUUCACAUGAUCGCCAUCGGUGGCUCCAUCGGUGCUGGUUUCUUCGUCGGUUCUGGUGCUGCUCUUGCUAAGGGUGGUCCUGCCUCGCUCUUCUUGGAUUUCUCCAUCAUGGGUAUAAUGAUCUUCAACGUUGUUUACGCUCUUGGUGAACUCGCUGUCAUGUACCCGGUUUCUGGUGGUUUCUACACCUACUCGACUCGCUUCAUCGAUCCUUCCUGGGGUUUCGCCAUGGGUUGGAACUACGUCUUCCAAUGGGCUAUCGUCCUGCCGCUCGAAAUCAACGUCGCUGCUCUCACUCUCAACUACUGGCCAGGCGCUGAAAAAGUUCACGUUGGCGUUUGGAUGCUCAUAUUCUGGCUCUUCAUCGUUAUCAUCAACGUCUUCGGAACUCUUGGAUACGCUGAGGAGGAGUUUUGGUCUUCUUGCCUCAAGCUGUCCGCCACCGUUAUUUUCAUGAUCAUCGCCUUGGUCUUCGUCCUUGGUGGAGGGCCUGACAACGGGCUCUACAACGAGUACUGGGGAGCCCGUCUUUGGUACGACCCCGGUGCGUUCCGAAACGGCUUCAAGGGCUUCUGCUCCGUCUUCGUCACCGCUGCCUUCGCCUUUUCUGGAACCGAGCUGGUUGGUCUUGCGGCUGCUGAGACCAAGAACCCUCUCAAGUCCCUUCCCGGAGCCGUCCGUCAGGUCUUCUGGCGUAUCACCCUCUUCUACGUCGUAGGUCUCACCUUUGUUGGUCUGCUCGUCCGCUCUGACAACCCUGACCUUCUCGGUGAAUCUGGCGCCAACGCUUCGCCCUUCGUCAUUGCGUCUCGCGACGGUGGUCUCAAGGGCUUUGACAGCUUCAUGAACGUCGUCAUCCUCGUUUCGGUCAUCUCCAUCGGUGUUUCUGGUGUGUACGGUGGUUCUCGUACGCUCACUGCGCUCUCAGAGCAAGGAUACGCCCCCAAGAUCUUUAGCUACAUGGACCGUUCUGGUCGUCCCCUGUGGUCCGUCGUCUUCAUCCUUGCGUGGGGUGUCUUGGCCUACAUCAACCUGGCCUCAACAGGUGUGAUUGUCUUCAACUGGCUACUGUCGCUGUCUGGUCUUGCCGCGCUGUUCACCUGGGGCUCGAUUUGCCUUUCUCACAUCCGCUUCCGUAAGGCUUGGGCUUACCAUGGCCACACCGUCGACGAGAUCCCAUUCAAGGCUGCUGGCGGUGUCUACGGAUCCUGGCUCGGUCUCUUCAUCAUCUUCAUCGUUCUUGUCGCCCAGUUUUACACCGCCGUCUCACCCAUUGGCAAGAGCGUCGGUACUGCUGAGGACUUCUUCUCUUCGUACCUUGCUUUGUUCGUUGUUGCGGUCUUCUGGGCGGGCGGCUACUUCUGGAAGCGCACCGGCUGGCUCAGGACUGCUCAGAUGGAUGUUGACACCGGUCGCCGUGAGCUCGACUGGGACCUCAUCAACCGCGAGCGCGAGGAGAUCAAGACCUGGCCCGCAUGGAAGCGUCUCGCUCACCGCAUCUUCUAAGUGCUCUCUUGAGCAAUUUAAUUUGCGCUGCUGCGCUUUCGUCGUUGUUCUGGUGGGAGAUGUCGCAAUGUGUGACGCAGAGACGAUACCUAGUAACUAUGUGUGUAAUACAUUCGCUCGAACGAAUGAAAAGUGCAUUUGAA